AUGUCAUCAUCAAUUUAUACUUCUGACAGUCCAAAUUCUCCUCCUUUGAGAGUAAAUUCAAAGGCUUUAGUUUGUAAAUGGGACGAGUGUCCAGAAACUUUUAUGAUUUUAGCCGAUUUGGUAUCUCAUUUGCACGAAGAUCACGUAGGAAGAAAAAAAGCGAAUUACACUUGUGAAUGGGCUAGCUGUCCUAGGAAAGGAGCUACUCAAACUUCUCGAUUUGCAUUAAUUACUCACCUAAGGAGUCAUACCGGGGAGAAACCUUAUGAUUGUAAAGUGCCAGCUAAACAUAGAUAUAUUAGAAGAGAAAAUGAGUUAUUGGCAGAUGAAUAUCAAGUGAUUAAAAAAAAAUUGAAAAGAUUAAGAACUGAAAAAGACAUUCUUUUAGAUGCUGUCAUGCAACAAAGCAUGAAAUCAGCGUUGAUGAAAAAUAAAAGAGUCUUCCCGACAGACGUAGGAAAUCUUUGUGAAGAUUGUAUAUAG
This is a messenger RNA of Funneliformis geosporum, 483 nucleotides long. NCBI's taxonomy places the organism in Eukaryota, Fungi, Glomeromycota, Glomeromycetes, Glomerales, Glomeraceae. The record is from the annotation of a GenBank genome assembly.